AUGGUAGCACCACCACAUCAAACUUCGUUUCACACUUCGAGUCAAUCAGGACAAACUUGGGCUUCCGUUGACGCCGGUCUUGAUGGUGACGACGGUUGGGUUUUGAGCAGUGGUAAGGGUUUCGAUACCUCGUCUCAGUCUUUGGCGGGAAAAUCAGAAAGUUGCGUUGUUAGUGGAGCUAAUAAUCUUGGUUUAUCUGAGUUACAUCAAUCUAUUUCUCCGAUGAUUGAGUGUGUUUCGGACGAUUCUGUUUCUCCAGAGUCUGCUUCUACAAUGUCGAAGGUUGUCUCUUGUGAAACGGUGGAAGAAGAAGGAAUUGAGAAGAAUGGUGUGAGUAAAUUUGAAAUUUUGAGUGUUGAUGUUAACGAGAAAGAAGUCGUGGAUGAUGAGAAACUGGUUUUUUCUUAUGAAUCAAAAAAGGGUUUGAUCUAUGAUACGGUGAAAAAUGUAGAUGGUUUAGAAUCUGAUGAUGGAAUCGAAGAGGAGAGGAGUUUGUUUAGUGGUAAGGUAGAUGAUGAUGAGAAAAGAUAUCAGGUUCUUGUAGAAGAAGAGAUUGUGAAGUUAAUUUGUUCAGAAUCUGUGAAUGUUGUUGAUAAGACAAGCCAAUAUAUUGAGGAAAUUGAUGAUGAUUUAACUGCUGCAUAUGAUGGAAAUUAUGAAUUGACAGGUAAGGAAACUUCAGAAGCAACCAAAGUAGAGAUUGGGGAGGAGGAAGAAUCUUCAGUUGUAGUACCUGAAGUGAACAAUGCUGUCGAGGACGGAGACAAGAUCUCAGUUUCGGACAUUGUUUCUACAUGUGAGUUUAGCGAUGAAGGCAAGGAAAUCGACAAGGGAUCUUCUGGUGGAGAAGGUUUGGUGGGGCUUGAUAUUUCUAAGAGUGAUAAAGAAACUGAAGAGAUGAUAUUUGAGAGUUCUAAAGCUGCAGGACAGUUCGUGGAAGAGUUGGAAAAGACUUCUUCUGGUAAUGAGAUUCAUUCUGAUGAAACAAGCAUUCUUAGCAAUCAGUUAGAUAGGAGUGAUGGUCAAAUUGUUACUGAUUCUGACGAGGAAGUAGACACGAAUGAUGAAGGUGAGGAGGAAACAUUUGAUACUGCAGCUUUGGCUGCGCUUUUAAAGGCAGUCACUAGUGGAAGUUCAGAUGGUGGCGAUUUGGGUCCAUCUUUAAGACUUGUGAAAUCUGCAGCCCCACGUCCAAACCGGUCCAACUUCUUUCCCAAUCGACAAGUCGGAAUGGGUGGAGAGAGUGAGAGUAACUUGAGCGAGGAAGAGAAACAGAAGUUGGAAAAAUUGCAAAGUAUUCGUGUGAAGUAUUUGCGUCUUGUACACAGGUUGGGACAGUCUGUAGAAGAUUCAAUAGCAGCGCAGGUUCUUUAUCGUCUUGCACUUAUUCUCGGGAGACAUUCAGGUCAGUCUUUCAGUCUUGAUGCGGCAAAGGAGAUGGUUAGGGAGUCUGAGGCUGAGGGAAAAGAAGAUUUGAACUUCUCUCUCAACAUACUGGUCCUUGGAAAAUCCGGAGUGGGAAAAAGUGCUACGAUAAAUUCUAUCUUGGGGGAUCAAAAGGUCUCCAUUGAUGCAUUUGGACCUUCCACCACAUCAGUUAGAAAAAUAUCUGGAACAGUGAAUGGUGUCGACAUCACAAUCAUCGAUACUCCAGGCUUAAAGUCUUAUGCCAUGGAUCAAAGUGCCAAUUCCAAAAUGUUGUCUUCAGUAAAAAAGGUAAUGCAGAAAUAUCCCCCUGAUGUUGUUCUUUAUGUGGACCGUCUUGAUGCUCAGAACAGAGGCUUGAACAAUAUGCCCUUGCUAAGGACAAUCACGACGUCUCUUGGUCCAUCUAUAUGGGAAAACGCCAUAGUGACAUUGACCCAUGCUGCUUCUGCUCCUCCUGAUGGCCCAUCCGGCACUCCUUUGAGCUAUGAUGUGUUUGUAGCGCAGUGCUCACAUAUUGUUCAACAGUCUAUUGGACAAGCCGUUGGUGAUCUACGUUUUAUAAACCCAAGUCUGAUGAAUCCGGUUUCUCUCGUUGAGAAUCACCCCUUGUGUAGGAAGAACCGGGAGGGAGUGAAGGUUCUCCCAAAUGGCCAAACUUGGAGACCUCAGCUGUUGUUGUUGUGCUACUCCCUGAAGGUUUUGUCAGAAGCAAAUUCUCUCUUGAAGCCUCAAGAACCAUUGGACAAUCGUAAAAAAAUUUGGUCCCGACUUCGAUCCUUGCCUCUCCCUAACUUGCUGUCUUGGUUGUUGCAAUCCCGUGCACAUCCAAAGCUCCCUGCAGAUCAAGGUGGGGAUAGUAUUGACUCUGAUAUCGAAAUUGAUGACGUGUGUGAUCUUGAGCAGGAAGAUGGAGAAGAUGACGAGUUUGACCAGCUGCCACCGUUUAAGCCUCUUCGAAAAACCCAACUUGAUAAACUCUCGAAGGAACACAAAGAAGCUUACUUUGAUGAGUAUCAUUAUCGGGUAAAGCUUCUGCAAAAGAAACAAUGGAGAGAGGAGUUGAGGAGGAUGAGGGAAAUGAAGAAAAACGGGAAGAAGAAGGUCGGUGAAAGCAAGUAUGGUUAUCCGGAAGAAGAAAAGGCUCCACCUGCAUUGCCUCAUGGUCUAUCACCCGCUAUAGUCUUGCCACCUUCAUUUGAAAGUGAUGAUUUAGCUUACCUUUACCGGUCUCCGGAAUCCACUUCACAGUUCCUUACCAAGCCAAUGUUGGACUCUCAAGGCUGGGACCAUGACGUCGGAUUAAACCGUGUCAUCGCAGAACAUAGUCUCGCCAUAGCUAAUCGUUUCCCUGCAGGAGUUUCUGUCCAAAUGACCAAAGACAAGAAAGACUUCAACAUCCUUCUAAACUCCUCUGUAUGUGCUAAGCAUGGGGAUAAUGGAUCCACCAUGGCAGAGUUCCUUGUCCAAGGAAGUGAGCAACUUAUGUAUUUGAUCAAAGGAGAAACCAAAUUCAAGUUCUUGAAGAAGAUCAAGACGACUCUUGGAGGGCUAAUGACAUACAUGGAUGGAAAAAUUGCCAAUGGUGUCAAACUCGAGAAACAAAUCGCGCUCGGGAAAAGACUCGUCCUUGUGGGAAAUGCAGGAACCUCUCAAUCACGAGGAGACUCAGCUUAUGAAGCAAACCUCGAGAUGAGGCUUAGAGAAGCUGAUUACCCAAUAGGCCAAAACCAAUCAGCUCUAGGGAUGACUCUAACGAAGUCGAAAGACGAUUUCACCGUCACAGGCAAUCUCCGAUCUCAAGUCUCUGUCGGAAGACAAACGAAAGUAGCAGCUUCUGCAUGUCUUGACACCAAGAGGACCGGACAUAUCAAUAUCCGAACCAGCAGCUCAGAUUCGUUGCAGAUUGCGUUGAUAGUCAUUCUUCCUAUUGUCAUCAUGUCUAUCUACAGGAGGCUUUUUCGAUCACGAGAGAACUGA
This is a messenger RNA of Arabis nemorensis, 3405 nucleotides long. NCBI's taxonomy places the organism in Eukaryota, Viridiplantae, Streptophyta, Magnoliopsida, Brassicales, Brassicaceae. The record is from the annotation of a GenBank genome assembly.